AUGACUGAAAUUGACCAGUUUAUUCCGAAUGAUGUUGACAUGUACCAUGUCAAAAAUGAUACUAGUAAUAAUGAUGAAUCUGUUAAGCUUGUUAAGGGCCAUGAGUAUGAUGUCUGUUCUAGUGGUUGCCAAUUAUAUGACAUUAAUGAUAACCAGAAAUCUUGUGUUGACUGCAGCAAACCGCAAUACAAGACUGAUCCCAAGCAAAGUCAGACACCAGCCACCAGUAUGAAGCUAAUGUCAGUUGGGGAUAUGUUUUCUCAAAUAUUGGCAGAUCCAGCCACAAGAGAACUCCUCCGUUACAGAGCAAACCGGGAAUCUGUAGCUGGUCAGCUAAGCAACAUUUUUGAUGGUGACAAUUAUAAGCAGUUGGUACAGCAGGGUCUGUUCUCCAAUCCUGAUGAUAUUGCCAUUGAGCUUUAUACCAAUGGGUUUGCCAAUGAAAAGAAAGGCAAAAACUCAUAUACCAUCAUCCAUUGCAUAAUAUUCAACCUAGACCCAUCCAUCAGAUAA
Molecule: messenger RNA, 513 nt
Organism: Phycomyces blakesleeanus NRRL 1555(-)
Lineage: Eukaryota; Fungi; Mucoromycota; Mucoromycetes; Mucorales; Phycomycetaceae
Exons: 3
Coding region: 1-513 (170 amino acids)
Source: RefSeq, a predicted model, not a curated record